CCCAAUUACAACAACAAACAUAACUGGAACAUUACAAUUAACUGCCACUGGUGUAACAGAACCAACUACAACUGGUCUAACUCAAUCAUCUACAACUGCUGCAACACGAUCAACUUCAACUGAAGCAACUCAGUCAACCAUGAUUGGUGCAACGCUAUCAACUAUCAAUGAAGUAACAGAAUCAGCAACAACUGAUGAAGCACAAUCAACUACCGCUAAAGUGAUUGAAUCAACGGCAACUGAUGCAGCAGAAUCAACUACAACUGAAAUACCACAUUCAACUACAAUUGAUGCAACAGCAGCCCCUACCACAGCUGUUGCCCCCAUUACAACAACAACAAAAACAACAAACAUAACUGGAGCGCCACAAUUAACUGCCGCUGCUCUAACAGAAUCAACUUCAACUGGUGUGAUUCAGUCAUCUACAACAGCUGCAACACCAUCAACUUCAACUGAAGCAACACAGUUAUCUUCCACUGAAGUGACGGAAUCAACUACAACUGCUGUAACAGUGUCACCUAUAAGUGGUAAAGCGGAAUCAACUACAGUUAUUGUAAUACAAUCACAUGUAACUGGUACAACAGAAUCAACAUCAACUGAAGCAAUAGAAUCAACUACUACAACUGGAGAAUCCCAAUCAACUAAAUUUGUUGCAACAGCAUCAUCUUCAACUGUAAUUGGUGAAACAUUGUCCCCUACUAUAACUGCUACCCCAAUUACAACAACAAAAACCACAACCAUAAGUGGGGCAAUACAACUAUUUACCACUGGCGUAACAGCAUCAACCACAAUUGGAAUAUCACAUUCAACAACAAAUGAUGCAACACAAUCAACUAAACCUGCUGUGUCGUCUACAACUGGUUCAACAGAAUCAACUACUACAAGGAAAGCAUCCCAAUCAACUACAUUUGGUGCAACAUCAUCAUCUUCAACUGUAAUUGGUGUAACCGUAUCUCCUCACACAACUCUUACCCCAAUUACAGUAACAAACAUAACUGGAACAUCACAAUUAACUGCCAUUGGUGUAACAGAAUCAACUACAAAUGGUCUAACUCAGACAUCUACAACUGCUGCAACACCAUCACCUUCAACUGAAGCAACUCAGUCAACCAUGACUGGUGCAACACUAUCAACUAUCAAUGAAGUGACAGAAUCAACAACAACUGAUGAAGCACAAUCAACUACCGCUAAACUGAUUGAAUCUACGACAACUGAUGCAGCAGAAUCAACUACAACUGAAAUACCACAUUCAACUACAAUUGAUGCAACAGCAGCCCCUCCCACAACAGUUGCCCCCAUUACAACAACAAAAACAACAAACAUAAUUGGAACAUCACAAUUAACUGCCACUGCUGUAUCAGAAUCAACUACAACUGGUGUGACUCAGUCAUCUACAACAGCUGCAACACCAUCAACUUCAACUGAAGCAACACAAGUAUCUACCACUGAAGUGACGGAAUCAACUACAACUGCUGUUACACUGUCACCUACAAGUGAUGAAGUGGAAUCAACUACAGCUAUUGUAAUGCAAUCACAUGUAAUUGGUACAACAGAAUCAACAUCAACUGAAGCAAUAGAAUCAACUACUACAACUGGAGCACCCCAAUCAACUACAUUUGUUGCAACAGCAUCAUCUUCAACUAUAAUUGGUGAAACAACAUCCCCUACCACAACUGCUACACCAACAACAACAAACAUAACUGGAACAUCACAAUUAACUGCCACUGGUGUAACAGAAUCAACUACAACUGGUCUAACUCACUCAUCUACAACUGCUGCAACGCAAUCAACUUCAACUGAAGCAAGGCAGUCAACCAUGGCUGGUGCAACACAAUCAACUACCACUGAAGUGACAGAAUCACAGACAACGGAUGCAACAGAAUCAGCUACAACUGCUGUAAUACAGUCACCUACAGCUGGUGCAUCUACAUCAAACUCAACUAGAGCAGUAGCAUCAACUACUACAACUGGAGCACCACUAUCAACUGCAAUUGGUGCAACAGCAUCCCCUACCACAACUGCUACCCCAAUUGCAACAACAAACAGAACAACCAUAACUGGGGCAACACAACUAAUUACCAACGGUGUAACAGAAUCAACUACAACUGGAAUAUCAUAUUCAACUACGAAUGAUGCAACAGAAUCAACUAUACCUGCUGUGUCACCUACAACUGAUGCAACAAAACCAACUUCAGCUGGAGCAAUAGAAUCAAUUACUACAACUGGAGCACCAAAAUCAACUACAACUGUUAUCCCCAUUACAACGACAAUGACAACGACGACGACAGCAGCAACAACAACACCAACAACAACGACGACGACAACAACAACACCAACAACGACGACGACGACAACGACGACAACAACAACAACACCAACUAGCACUACAACUAGACCACCAUCACGUCCUGCAUUUUUAAUUGCAAUUCGAGUGGUCUUUGUCAUAGAAUUUCAGCAAAGUCUUGCUGACCCACAGAGCUUAGAGUUCCAGCAACAAGCAAGGCCGAUUGAAAAUGCAUGUGGCUCUAUCUAUCGACAACGCUACGGAAGUCUGUUUCUGCGGGCCAUUGUGAUCGCAUUCAGGCUUUCUCCAACUCGAACAGACAAUGUUGAGGCAGAUGUUGACAUUGAAUUCAAUGAAACUUCAACUGAACCCCGUCCUGAAAGCAGCGAUGUUGUUGAAACCUUGGCUCAAGCCAUAAAUGACUCAACUUCAGACUUUAAUCUGACUGUGGUUCCUGAUUCCAUAUCUGUGACAAGUGCACCCCGCUCAAGAGCUAUUCCCCAGUUCCGAACCAAUGACAGGUUUAUUGCUGAUCUUUCGGUAUCUACUUCCAACGCCUUCCACACCAGAGCUUCACUCAUCAAAAAAGAGCUUGAGCCGUUUUUUGUUGAAGACUUUCAACCAGAUUUCAUAAGCUUGUCACCAACAAGCUUCAGUAACGGAUCAAUUAUCCAUAUGGCGGACAUUUUAGUAACCAGCAACUCCACAAUCCCCAAUGACAUACAGAUUAUUUCUACGUUGACCAGAGCUGCAGAGAGUGGGAAUUUAACAUUUACCAUCAUCUCCAUCAAUGGCACAGUGGUGUCAGCAGGUGAACUCAGUCACAAGAUUAACCUCUUGAGUGCCCUUGGGCUUACCUUCAUAUCGCUCUAUGUGGCUCUGCCCUGGUGAGCUUUGAGAUCUCUCACCUGACCUUGCUGGUGCAGACUUUUAUUGUGAAGAGAAAUCUUUGACCAUCGUAUUGUUGGAGGAGUUCUGCAUGACUGACUGACAUCAAUAUUCCUACUUUCUUCAUUCAGAAGACUGGAUAUGAAUCCUACCUUCCUGCAAAAAUCACAUCAAAAAAGCGUCACCUGAUUUUCUUUGCUUCCUUGUUAUAAAGAUAUUGUAAGGUUUUUGCUUUAAAGUCUUGUUUUUGUUUCAUUUUCAAAAGGAUUUUGCAUUGUAUUAGGGAGAGGCAGGCAUAGAAGCACAUCACAUGUCUUCUUUUUAGAAAAGCUUUUAACUAAAAUACUUUUAUCUGUUUUUAUAUGCUGAUUUUAGGUUAAUUUUAUAUGCUAGUUUUAAAUUCCUCUAUGGUGUUACUUUUAUCCUUUUUGUGUGUGUGUGUGUGUG
Molecule: messenger RNA, 3619 nt
Organism: Sardina pilchardus (European sardine)
Lineage: Eukaryota; Metazoa; Chordata; Actinopteri; Clupeiformes; Clupeidae
Product: mucin-2-like
Exons: 7
Coding region: 140-3175 (1011 amino acids)
Source: RefSeq, a predicted model, not a curated record